AAAAGAAGAAGAAGCUCUCACACGACCAAGAAGAACACCUCAGGAAUAAUAGGACAAUUGGAAAGUCUAAGGUGUCUUUAACAUAUAACCAAGAAGGCCACAAUGUUUCUAGCUUAUGGGAGUUACUCUUGUUCCUUCACCACUACGAUCGAACAGUCCUUCGUGCCAGCACUACUGGAUCUCUCUCGUCAAGCAAUGCACGAGAUUGCGAGAUGGAACGCGGGCCAGGGAGCUCCAGGCACAGAUUCUCGCCAGCGAACAGCGCAAGAACAGAUUUCUGAUCAAUCUUGUGAUCCAGAUGCAUGGAAAAUGCGGGAACUUGCGGGAGGCGCAAGCGAUCUUCGAUGCGAUGGAGGAGCCCAAUGCCUUCUCCUGGUCCAUGAUGAUUGUAGCGUAUGCCCACAAUGGGUAUCUGGGCCGAGCUCGCGAGCUCUUCGACCAGAUGCCCGAGCCCAACGUGGUAGUUUGCAACACUGUGCUGGGAUUUCUCUCGGAUCUCCGUGAAGCGCAAAGGUUCUUCGCUGGAAUGCGCGAGCGCGACACUGUGUCUUGGAAUUCGAUGGUCCAGGCAGCGAUCAGGAGCGGGGAUUUGGAACAAGCACGGAGAUUCUUCGAUGCUAUGCCCGAGAGAGAUAGUGUGUCUUGGAGCACGAUCAUCACUGGCUACACGCAGAAGAAUCACUUGGAGGAGGCUAGAAGGAUCUUUGAUUCGCUGCCGGAGCCAGUGAUGGAAGCCUGGACAUCUAUGAUCGCAGCAUAUGCCCAGAGAGGCGAUUUGAUCCAGGCGAGGAAGCUCUUCGAUCGAAUGGAGAGGCGAGACAUAGUGUGCUGGAAUGCUAUGGUGGCAGCUUACGCACAGCGCGGGGGAGAGAUCUCUGAGGCGAAGAAACUCUUUGAUCGAAUGCCAGAACACAAUGUUCUAUCGUGGACGGCUAUGGUGGAUGGAUACGCCGCCGCUGGCAGGGUGGAUCGCGCCAAGGAUCUCUUCGAUCGCAUGCCCGAGAGAAAUGUGGUGUCGUGGAACUCGUUGAUCCAGGGGUUUGCCGAGCAUGGAGAUCUGGAGCAAGCCACGCUGCUGUUCCAUCGAAUGCCACACAGGGAUGUGAUCUCCUGGAACGCGAUGAUUUCGUGCUACGCCAGCUCCGGGAGGAUCGAGCUCGCCCACGAGCUCUUCGAUCGCAUGCCCCAGCGAGACAUCGUGUCCUGGACCGCGAUCGCUGCCGGCUACGUCCAGUGUGGGCAGAUGGAUCGAGCGCUCGCGAUCUUCGAGCGAAUGCCGUGGAGAAAUCUCGUGGUAUGGAACGCGAUCCUUGCCGGUUGUGUGGAGCAGGGAUAUCUCUGCGAGGGGAGCACGAUCUUCCACCAGAUGCCCGAGCGAGACAAGCUCUCGUGGACGUCGAUGAUCGAGAUCUUCGGGCAGAGUGGUCGCGUUGAUCAAGCUCGCGAGUUCUUCGACCAGAUGGAAGAACACGACGUUGUCUCCUGGACGGCAAUGGUGACGGCCUAUGCCCAAAAUGGGCAUACCCGCGAAGCUCUGGAGCUCUUCCGAGAGAUGGAGAGGGAAGGACUGGAGCCAAACGACGUGACUUUCCUCGCAUUCUUCAAGGCCUGUGCUCACGGUGGACUGAUCGACGAGGCCAUGAACUAUUUUGCGUGCCUGGAGCAGGAGCGAGGGAUUUGUCCCCGGCCAGAGCACUUCCUCUACGUGAUUGAUGCUCUGGGACGAGCUGGGAGGCUCCGGGAGGCCGAGGAGCUCGCCAAGGUGAUGCCAUUUGCGCCGGAUGUUGGGGAAUGGACUGCGCUGCUGGGUGCUGGAAAGAUGCAUGGAAGCAUUGAUUUUGCUGCUCGGGCUAUGGAGCGAGUGAUGGAGCUCGACUCGGCAAAAGCUUCGAGCUAUGUGCUGCUGUCCAACUGUCUAGUGCCUACCCGCCAUUGAAUGGUUUACUCUCGCUCCACGGUCAUUGAGAGCGGCCCAGCGCUGGAGA
Molecule: messenger RNA, 1985 nt
Organism: Selaginella moellendorffii
Lineage: Eukaryota; Viridiplantae; Streptophyta; Lycopodiopsida; Selaginellales; Selaginellaceae
Product: pentatricopeptide repeat-containing protein At4g02750-like
Exons: 1
Coding region: 116-1936 (606 amino acids)
Biological process (GO): RNA modification
Molecular function (GO): RNA binding; protein binding
Source: RefSeq, a predicted model, not a curated record